AUGUGGUCGAAAGGUGGUAUCCUCAGCUACGAUAUCUUGGUCAAAUCAAGUUUUAAACUCACAGUCGGUCGUAUAGUAGCCACAUCAAAUGGUAAAGAAAUGGUUAAGUUUCACAUGAGGGAACCAUGCGACCACUUCUUAAUAAAACAUUUGUUUCGAAUUAAUAUGAAUAUUACCAAAGACUGUACAGUUAAAAAGGAGCAUUACAUAUUUAAAAUCGACCUUGAAGACUUAACUGAGAAUUACUUCGGUGGGAAAUAUUUUUACGGGAACUGGACAUUUCGAUCGGUCUUCGCCGGCAGCGAAUGUAAUUUAUUAUGUACAAUUACGGAACUGAUAAUGACACCAAAAAAGAGAAACUAA
Molecule: messenger RNA, 363 nt
Organism: Bombyx mandarina (wild silkworm)
Lineage: Eukaryota; Metazoa; Arthropoda; Insecta; Lepidoptera; Bombycidae
Source: RefSeq, a predicted model, not a curated record